Messenger RNA from Acanthoscelides obtectus, 4443 nucleotides. Lineage: Eukaryota; Metazoa; Arthropoda; Insecta; Coleoptera; Chrysomelidae. The record is from the annotation of a GenBank genome assembly.
GUCCAGCCAGAAAGGCAAGCUUCACAUCCGUCCUCCUCCCAUUUCGUCAUCAGGCGUCCGGCUAGUAGGUAGUGUUGUGUUAGCUCCAAUGACUUUUUCAAAUACUAGCAGUAAAGAUGGAUAGUACCGCGAAUAUUUUGCAAUUCUGUAGACUGUGUUUAGUAAAAGACGGUGUUAAUAUUCCAAUUUUCGAUGAACAAGGUGAUAUUAGGCAAAUAUAUCUCAAAAUCAGUUCGUGUCUGCCGGUGAAGGUAGCGCGAGAGGAUCACCUUCCUAAGAAAAUCUGCGAUGGCUGUUCAAACAAACUCGAUAACUUUUACGAUUUCUGGCGGACGAGCGCCGAGUCAGAGAAACAGUUGCUGGCAUGGCUCGGUGCUACAGGAAAAGAUGCCGCACAGGUGAACGUCAAAGAAGAAAACUUUGAUGAACCUCUAGCUAGUGAUAUUUCUAAGAAUGAUGAUGAAGAUAAUAAAAGCUACAUGUUUGAACAGAAGGUUGAAGAGGGACCUCCUGUUCAGGUCAAUGAUGAGCCUCCUCCAUCAAAACGACCGAGGAGGACAGCGGCAGUCAAAGCAGCCAUCGCCAUGGACCAAAAUUCCGACGACGAUGGAGACUCUGGCGAGCCGAUCACGAAGAUGGAAGAUGAUAGCGAUGAGACUGAUGGUGAAGACAGGGAACCCACAUUUGUGGAUGUACCAUCCACAAGUGCGGAUGAUCAACCAGGCCCCUCUGGUGUGAGCAAAGAUGGAUCUGAUGCACCGUGAGUAGUUUUUUGUUUUAUUUCACCUACCCUUCCUAUUUACCUGAAUGUACUCGCGUUAACUGGGUUUUUUGGUCACAUUCAAUUUCUCUUAUGGUUUUAGUUUCAUUUAAGUUGCGCGAAAAUACGUUUUUUGUUUAGGGAAUAUAGCAUUUUUGUGUUCACCGUUCUGCGUUUUAACAAAAUUUUUCUAUUAGAUACAUGUCAUAUUUUCCAGUUUGCAUUUAGGGAAUCUAGUUUAAAACUAAAAUCGCUUAUCUUGACAGUUUUGUUAGCGUUUUUGCGUCGAAAUAUUGCAGGAUUUAUUUUACCAAUUAACCCAGUCUGUUUCAUAAUUCAGCAUAUUUGCUUUUGAUUCAUAUAUUUGUCUAUCAUGAUGAGUCCCUCAUUUUAAAAUUCUCAAAAUUGCAAGUACUUUUGCACCUGAUGCAUAUAUUCUUUUGUUGCCUAUUCUACUUUUAUAGGUGAGAAUAGAAAUGUGCUAUAAUUAAAAUGGUGCUGGGAGUAUUUAACUGGUGGAUUUUGUUUGAAUUUUAUAAUGAACAAGGGAUUGAAUUUCAUAGAUUUUCCGCAAUCCAUGUACAUUCAGGCUUUUGACAGCAAGUGGGGAAGUCAAAAAUUAUAACUAUCAUUUUGUCUAUACAAUGCCAAGUUCAAUGUUUACUCAUUCAAGGGUAUCAUUUUGCAUUUUUUUUUUUGGACUAGUGAUGCAAUUUGAGCUUGUCUUGAGCAAUGGUAUGCAUUGCCAUUUAUUUUGCAGGAAAAUGAUUACUUCUCGUUUUCCAGAUUGCAUUGUAAAGGCUUUGUAAGAAUUUAUUUAUCAUUGUAAGAGAAAGCUUUAUGGUUUCUUGAUAAUUUUUGAGAAACUGAGAAAUCAUUACUGUGCCCAAGAAGUGCAGACACUUGGAAUGUCCCCAAUGUUUAUUGAAUGUCUUAUACUUUUAAGACAGUCUUUAACAUCGGAACAUUCUAAUGAGGUAGGUACUCUUGAUUUGUAUCAUUGUCUCAAAAUCGUUGUUUCUGCCUCUUAUGAUAGUACGUUUGCUUGUUUUAUAGCAAAUGUAAUUCAGAAUCAUCACACAAGAACAAUGAUUGGCUUGUAUAAACAAACUGUAUAAUUUAUAUCCUAUCCUCUAAAUAUUGUUUUUAAUUGUAAAAGGUACCUGGGGGUAUUUUAGAUUUUUUAUUUCCUUUACUGCUGUCACUUUUUUAAAAUUCAAUAGUUGCAUUUUUGGUAGUGGAGAAGUUUGACAUACUAGCAUUUUUGUCAUUUACCAGAUAAUUUUCUGGUAAUAUUUUUGGUGCAGUGCAUAAAGAAAGAGGAAUGGAGCAUGUCAAACUAUUUCACUACACACUGUGUCACUUUACUCCUUUGGUCAUAUUUUUUGUUUUUUGUCUGAUAUUUAUUGAUAUCAGAUCUUUUUUAUAUCAUCUGUGAUUUAUUUUAUCUCGAAAACAAUUUGUUUUUGAGACAAUUUUGCUUCAAUUUUAGUGUUUGAAGCUGCUCCCUGUAGUUUGAAGUGGUAUAUUCAAACCAUUUCAUUUUGAGCUACAGGGCAUUCAAAUUUGGCAUUUAUAAUUUUAUAAAUGUCACUCGUUGGGACAUUUCCAAAGUGGAGCUACUUUUGAGAGAACAGAAUUUAUUAAAAUGCUUCAAUUGACUUGUAUGUUGCAUCUUAGCAACAUAUAGUUGAUAUGACAUCCAGUAAUUUAUAAUGUUUGAGUGCUUCUCUAGCUGUUUUCAGAAGGAUGUUUUUUUGAUGUCCUUCAUUUCACAUCCAAAUUUGUUUUUUGGUGUUCUGUAUAUUGCAACUUGACAGUGUAUAGUCACUAUAUAAGCAAUGCAUAUUUCUUAUCAAGUGAUGCGUUUAGUGAAAUCUUCAUUGUGGUAGAUAAUUUUUAUUAUCAUAUUCUUCAAACUACUCUAUGGUCCCUUCACCAUUAAUCGCCUUUUUUCAUAAACAUCAGAAAGGCCGGUUUUAUUUUCAGUGACAAUAUUUGGCAAAAUACCGACUACUUCCAUCGAUAUUCUGCCUUUUAUUGUAAUUGAUUUAAAGCCUUGCAACCUGCGAUGAUUCUUUUUAGGUCAUUUUCCACUGGUAUUUCAUCGCAUUGAAUUACUUUGUUCAAUGUCUCGAAUACCCAGUGAAAGAGACCUCAGAAAAAAGCAGGUAUCGAGUUUAUCAUCACGCGUACAUUGGCUUACAACAUUCGAGAGAAGCGUCGCGGUUACGUUUCUCAGGCCACUUUGUGUACGGAUCAAUACACUACCCCACCUACGAUUAUUCAAACCGGUUCCGUGAGUUGGCAACGUUGCAAGCGGGGCCGAUUGCCUGCGCUAUGCGGCAAGUGUUUCUAGCGUCGGGGGAUUAGCGAUGAUGCCAUGUUGUUGGAGUGGUUAUCGAUCUCUAUGGCGCGGUGUUGCCGAAUUGUGCCGUUUGCUUGAAAAUCCCGGAUUUUGUUCAGACUCGUUCAUAUUGAAUGUGUCUGAUUUUUACUGAAUGCGUGAUAUUUAUGUUAAAACAUCUGAAGUUGUUUUCAUUAUGAAUUGAUUUUAGAAUAUUUAAUGAGUAUCGUCUAUAGUUGAAUAAUAAUGUUGUGAUUGAAAUAGACUGAUGGUGCGUGCACGUUUAUAAAUGGGAAAAACUGAUUUGAACUUUUUGCCAUUUGUUUAAUUAUUGAUUACACGCGUGAACAUGUGAAUCCUAAAGAUUCUGCGAGCUAGUGAUUUUUCUAAGCAUGGAGCAGAGUCGGGGUACAAUCGAGUUCAAAGUGGAGGGGGGUGUUACGGUGGGAAUUUUGGGAUGCUUUUUCAACCUCUUAAUAAAGUAAAACAUGUCUGACUUCCGACUUUGUUUUCUUUAUAAGGAAGUUGUUAAAAAAAUCGGUAGUUUUCCGACAUUUUAAUUCACAUGAAAUGAUAUAUGAUUGAAUUUAAGGUACAAAUAUACUCAUAAAAAUUUGUAUCUUAAGAUGCUCUCAUGUAUCAUUUCUUUACUUUUGAUGCCGGAAAACACUUGAAAAAACUUUUGAUUUCUCAGUGUAUGGGAAUUCAAAGGAACUUUUGUGCUGGUAAUUGGUUGCUUUAAACUAUAAUUCUUGCCUAAGGCAGUUCUUCAUAUAAAGUUGAAUAUACUCUUUAGGUUAUUAUUAUAGUUUAUUCUGAUCAGUGCCAAUGCCCAAAAUCUUCAAAUUUUAGAUAGUUGCUUGCUGGCCAGCAUAGGGAAAAAAUAAUUUUUUUUUAAAUGUACAGGUUACAACUAAAAGGUUUUGAAAUACUCGUUACGCCAAGUUGGGGUUGCAUUGAAAUUUUUUUGGUAAAAGAAAAAAAAAACAGCUGUGAGAAGUUUGGCUCUAUGCUGCUAUUUUAUUCAUCUGCGAAAGGAUUUCACUGUUGCCUCAAUCUUGGCUGCGUAUUUUACAAACCCUUUCAGUGGUAAUCUAUGUAGGAACAAGUUUUUAUCUGAAAGAUUCACUUCUAUUCAAUUAGUUUCGAGUGAUCACUCAUUUGAUAGUCAAUUUCAAAUCUUCUUAAUUUGUACUUGUAAUAUUAUUGACGUCAAGAAAGAAGAGCUUUCCCUGGAGGUGCGGGCCCUGGCGGAUUCCUUUGCUUUGUCGAAGAUGGACCUUUGCAAAUACGAUGCCAAAUUGUUUUGAGAAAAAAUAAAUGAUACUAAUACAAA